CAUCCAAAAUAGAAACAGAAAAACACAAUAGAAUCUCUGUCGAUCGAUUUUCUCUCUCACCUUCUUCUUCUUCUUCUUCUUCUUCUUGGCCUGUUCAACACUUGAACGAACAAUCUCCACUCUCAAUUUUCGCCAAUCUUUUCUCUCACAAUCCAUCAUCAAAUCAUCACUUUCUAGGGUUAGACCUAUCGUCGACUUUGAUUCUGAAUAAUUAUUAGGGCUCGUGGUUUUCCAAUAAUCAAUUAAGGGCUCCUCAUCCAUCUUCUUCAAAAAUUUGGGCCGUCCUUCCAACGCACUGUGCACCUUACUCGUGAAUUUUUUCCGGUUCUAUUGUAAAUUAAGCAAGUGGGAGAGAGAUGGAUGAUGAUGGAAGUAGUUUGGCAGCUCCGACGAUCUUCAUCCUAGUUGCUCUCCUUCAGUUUAUUCCUAGAUAUUUUGAGCACCAGAUUAGGAAUGGAGGAGCUACGAGUGCCGAGGAAAAGGAGCUGCGUGCAGAAAUAAAGCAGCUUUUGAAAGAAGCUAGUUCUUUUUCACAACCAUCAACAUUUGCACAAGCAGCAAAACUUAGGAGAACAGCAGCAGCCAAGGAAAAGGAACUUGUGAAAUUUCAAGAACAACAAAUGCUAGAGAGGAAAUCAUCAUAUGAUCCAUAUAUGAAGUAUGUGACCCCUGUAAAGGCGUUAACCUAUCUUUUGCUCGGAGUUUGGUUUUGGAAAUAUCCAGUUGCAUCAAUAUCUAAGGAGCUUGUGCAACCAUUUGGGAAAAUGCUAUCUUGGAAAUCUGGUAGUAGUUCAGAAGACAAAGUGAUGGUUGGUAUCGUGCCUUGGAUAAUAUUAUGCACCAGAGUUAGCAAGUUCAUCUGUCGGAAGGUCAACAUAUAAGGUGGUUUUUGGUGGUCAGCUAACUGUUUAGUUCAGAAUUCUGAUUUCCGAGUGAUCGCGCCUUGAAAUAGAAAGGAUCAAGUUGCUGUUUUUCCUGCACUGGCACAAAGGUGCAAAAAGCAGGCGUAAAUCAAUAGGAAGGAUUAACAUAUGAACCAGGCUUGAUUUUUACUCGUAUGCAGACAAUCUCGUGUAAUUGCUCUAGUUACUGUUCUUUUUCCAUUUUGAAUUCUUCGAUAAAUACACGUAUUUUGUUCGUUUCUUAUACGGAGUAAGAAGUAUUAUUUCUGCUAAUGUAAGGCAUAGUUUUCAGCAAAAUGUUUUAACUAGGAUGUUCGUGUAUUUCAACAUUUGGAUGAAGUUCAACAUCUUAUUUAUUGUUCAAAAGUUUUGGCAUA
Spinacia oleracea (spinach) is the source of this 1279-nucleotide messenger RNA. Its product is annotated as protein GET1. The record is from RefSeq and is a predicted model, not a curated record. The coding region runs from base 357 to 881 and encodes 174 amino acids. Gene Ontology annotation, biological process: tail-anchored membrane protein insertion into ER membrane. Gene Ontology annotation, cellular component: GET complex. NCBI's taxonomy places the organism in Eukaryota, Viridiplantae, Streptophyta, Magnoliopsida, Caryophyllales, Amaranthaceae. Gene Ontology annotation, molecular function: protein-membrane adaptor activity. The transcript is spliced from 8 exons.